Molecule: messenger RNA, 336 nt
Organism: Salvia hispanica
Lineage: Eukaryota; Viridiplantae; Streptophyta; Magnoliopsida; Lamiales; Lamiaceae
Source: RefSeq, a predicted model, not a curated record
AUGGCCGAGGACCGCGUCCCGGUGAGAGCCAGCUACGUGAACCUCUACAAAUGGCCGGAAUCCGACUUGGACUUCGUUAGGUCCUUCAAAUCCAAAUCUCGCAGCGGACACCGUAGAGCGCUGGACAGUAUUUCAUGCAGACAACUCUAUUUGAGAAGCUACCCUCUUUCCCGAGAGGAAGACAAUCAUGACACGGCGUCGUUUAAUUGUCUCGGUAGAGGUAACAAAGCCAGAAAGAAGAAUGUGAAGAAGGCCAAGUCUACGACCUGCUCCGCCUUGGCCUAUAUUUUCAGGCGCCUCUUGUCUUGCACCACCGACGUUGAUGUUGCUAACUAA